AUGGCCAAGAAGAAGGGGAAGAAGGGAAAGAAGGGCAAAAAGGGCAAGGUCGAUUGCAAGCUGCCAAUCACCGAUGCGAUGCUCCAGCAACCCAUGACUCCCCCAGUAAUGGAUGAUUGCGAUGGCUGCUGUCAGUGUGAGUGCGUGUGCGAUUGUGACUGCAGUCCGGAGAUUGCGCCGUGCUUCCUGCAACCGCGUCGCGCCGAACCGGGACCCGAGGCCUAUGAAGAGUUCGAGGCCUGCCUCAAUGGCAGCGGCCUGACCAUUCGCGUCCUCAAGGACACCCACAAGGUGGAGACCGUGGACGAUGGCAGCAACUUCAAUCCCGAUCUGGGUGCCGACGAUGAUCCCUGCUACCGCAACAGCAUCGACGACUGCGAACCGAAGAAGGACCCCUGCCUGCACGAGCUCCUGCAGCGUAGCGCCUUUGCCCGGAACCACAUAAGACGCCGAACGGGGGGCAAGAUCAUCAAUCACCCCAAGAUCCCCAAGGUGCGGGCGAACAUCAAGUAUUCGGGCAACGAUGCCUGCGAGACGGACAACUAUUAUGUGCCCUUCUCGAAGAUCAAGGAGGCCUGCGACUUCCAGGACGAUCGCAGGGAAUGCUAUCGUCAGCGACUCUGCGGUGGUGGGCCGCCCAUGGUGCCCGCCUGUCCGCCCUCACAGAACCAAAGGAGCUGCUGCAUGCAGGUGGACCACAAGGACAUACAGCAGACAAUGAAGGGCGUGAAUAUGGAUACCAAAAAGAAGGGUAUCGAGGUGUGCUACAAGACCUGCGACGAGACGGACAGCGAUGUGUUCCUCGUGAAACUCGGCAGCAAAGCCAAGUCGCGCCACAAGAAGAACGUCAUCGAGAUUGAGCUGCGUACACCAAAGCAGCCAGUGAUCCUGCCCAGCAAUAAGGUCACCGCCGAGACCUAUGUCACCGAGGAGCUACUGAAUGCCGGCGGUGGCAAGAAGGGCAAGGGCAAGGGAAAGGGCAAAGGCAAAGGGAAAAAGAAGAAGUAGAUGGAAUCCUAUCUGCAACCCAACUCAACCGGACUUGACCAGAUCUACAGGAUUGACAACCUUUUUGAAGGAUCAUCCCACACACACACACACACACACACCAGAGAGAUUCCCAUUCAAAAUUCCAGCAGCUUUUUCCAAUUUCAAUUUCCAGUUUUCAAUUUGGCAUCCCAAAAACAUUCCACUCUACUCACAUUUUCUUUUGGCAUUCAUAUUUCGGAAAAGAAUUAAACAAUAAAUGUGAACUUUAGAAUUAAAA
This is a messenger RNA of Drosophila obscura, 1267 nucleotides long. RefSeq lists its product as uncharacterized. NCBI's taxonomy places the organism in Eukaryota, Metazoa, Arthropoda, Insecta, Diptera, Drosophilidae. Bases 1 to 1008 code for a protein of 335 amino acids. The record is from RefSeq and is a predicted model, not a curated record. The transcript is spliced from 3 exons.